CCGCAGGCCCCGCGGAGCGGCCUGCAGCCGGUUCCCGGCUAGGCGAGGCCGGGACAGCGGUGCUGAGGGGCCCGGCCGGGCUCAGGGCGGCAGCCCCGGGCCUUAGCGCUGCCUUCCCCGCGGCGCCGGGCGUGUCCGAGCCCGGAACUGCCGUUGCGGGGCCGCGGGGCCGCGGCGGGCCCGGCUGGGCGGACCGGCGGCAGCGCUGCAGCCGCGCUUCCCGCGCGGGGCACGGGAGGGCGGCGGCGCCAUCGGCCUCCGCGGCCCGGGCCGGCCCGCCGGGCCCGCCAUGCAGCGCUUCACCGUCAACAUCAAGCUGCCGGCGCGGACGCUGACGGGCGCCCUCAGCGCACCCAACAAGGGAGCGGCGGACUGGGGCUGGCAAGGUUUGAUUGCAUAUGGAUGCCACUCUCUUGUGCUGGUAGUUGAUGCCAAUACUGCUCAGACCUUACAGGUUUUGGAAAGACACAAAGCUAGUGUUGUCAAGGUUAAAUGGGCAAAAGAAAAUUACCAUCACAAUAUUGGCUCUCCAUAUUCUUUACGUUUAGCUUCUGCUGAUGUUACUGGAAAAAUAAUUGUAUGGGAUGUGGCAACAGGAGCAGCUCGUUGUGAAAUACAAGAACAUGCAAAACCAAUUCAAGACAUGCAGUGGUUGUGGAAUCAAGAUGCUUCUAGAGAUUUACUACUUGCAGUUCAUCCUCCUAACUACAUUGUACUGUGGAAUGCAGACACAGGCACCAAACUCUGGAAGAAAAGUUAUGCUGAAAACAUCCUGUCUUUUUCAUUUGAUCCCUUUGAUCCCUCACACUUAGCUUUGCUCACCAGUGAAGGGAUAGUGUUCAUCUCUGACUUCUCUCCUACCAAAGCUCCUGCCAGCUCAGGGAAGAAAGUUUACAUCACUAGUCCCCAUUCCAGUCCUUCUCACAACAAGCUGGCUGCUGCUACGGGGGCCAAAAAAGCCCUUGAUAAAGUAAAAAUCUUAAUCAGUAAUGAAAAACCAAGUGCUGAAUCUGUAACACUCAACGACUGCCUCCAGUUGUCAUAUUUGCCUUCCAAAAGAAACUACAUGCUCUUACUGUAUCCCAGAGAAAUUCUGAUUCUUGACUUGGAAGUGAAUCAGACAGUGGGUGUGAUUGCAAUUGAAAGAACAGGUGUGCCUUUCAUACAGGUCAUUCCUUGUUUUCAGCGUGAUGGGUUAUUUUGCCUACAUGAAAAUGGUUGUAUAACUUUAAGGGUCCGUAGAUCUAACUGCAGUUUAACUGCAACUCCCAAUGAAGAGCCAGAUCCAGACCCAGUUCAGGAGCUGAUUUAUGAUUUAAGAAGUCAGUGUGAUGCAAUCAGGGUAACAAAAACAGUUCGACCCUUCAGUAUGGUGUGUUGCCCAGUGAAUGAGAAUUCUGCAGCUCUCAUAGUCAGUGAUGGCAGGGUAAUGAUCUGGGAAUUAAAAUCCAGUAUUUCUGGCAGAAAUGUGCGUAACAGCAGUUCAAGUGCAUCACCUUUGUAUUCCCCAAUCUCAUUCUGUGGAAUUCCCGUAGGAGCAUUCCAAAAUAAACUUCCAGACCUUUCUUUAGAUAACAUGAUUGCAGGGCAAGGCACAAUUGCUGGAGAAGAACAGUUAAGAAGCUCUUUUCUACAAGAAGUGCACCUCAAAUUUCUGCUGACUGGGCUUCUUUCAGGACUUCCUUUGCCUCCUUUUGCUAUCCGCAUGUGCCCGCCUCUUACAACAAAAAACAUCAAACAAUAUGAGCCAAUUCUUGCUGUUGGUACAAGUAAUGGCUCUGUCCUGGUGUUUCAUCUUACAAGUGGACUCUUACACAAAGAGUUAAGCAUCCAUUCCUGUGAAGUCAAGGGAAUUGAGUGGGUAAGCUUGACUGGGUUUAUUUCCUUUGCCACAUCAACACCAAACAACCUGGGGCUAGUAAGGAAUGAGCUGCAGCUGGUGGACCUACCAACAGGCAGGAGCAUUGCAUUUCGUGGGGAGCGAGGCAACGAUGAGCCAGCUAUUGAAAUGAUAAAGGUGUCUCAUUUGAAGCAAUAUCUAGCUGUAGUAUUUAAAGACAAACCACUGGAGAUCUGGGAUGUCAGAACAUGCACUUUGCUCAGAGAGAUGUCUAAAAACUUCCCUACAGCGACCGCUUUGGAAUGGUCACCUUCUCAUAACUUAAAAAGCCUGAGGAAGAAGCAGUUAGCAGCCCGUGAGGCCAUGGCCCGACAGACGGUUGCAUCAGAUACUGAAGUCAGCAGCGUAGAAUCUUCUGUUAUCAGCUUGUUACAGGAAGCUGAGAGCAAAUCGGAGCUGAGCCAAAACAUUUCUGCCAGAGAGCACUUUGUGUUUACAAGUGCUGAUGGGCAAGUUUAUCAUCUCACAGUAGAAGGAAACACAGUAAAAGACAGUGCAAGAAUUCCUCCUGAUGGAAGUAUGGGUAGCAUUACAUGUAUUGCCUGGAAAGGGGAUAUCCUGGUUCUUGGAGACGUUGAUGGAAACUUAAACUUCUGGGAUUUGAAAGCAAGAGUAUCCAGGGGGAUUCCUACACAUAGAAGCUGGGUGAAAAAGAUACGUUUUGCCCCAGGGAAAGGUAAUCAAAAACUUCUUGCAAUGUACAACGAUGGAGCAGAAAUUUGGGAUUCAAAAGAGGUGCAGAUGGUGAGCAGCUUAAGAAGCGGGAGAAACGUCAAUUUCCGAAUCCUGGAUGUGGACUGGUGCACCUCAGACAAGGUGGUCCUGGCAUCAGAUGAUGGGUGCAUUAGAGUUCUCGACUUGUCCAUGAAACUGUCGUGUUUCAGAAUGGAUGAGCAGGACUUAAUAGAACCUGCAUGGUGUCCCUAUCUGCUUGUUCCAAGGGCUUCAUUAGCUUUAAAAGCCUUCUUGUUGCAUCAGCCAUGGAAUGAGAAGUAUUCUCUAGAUAUUACAAACAUUGAUUAUCCAGAGAAUGAAAAUAUUAAAAACCUUCUUCAAGAGCAGUUGAAUUCAUUGUCCAAUGACAUAAAGAAACUCUUCCUUGAUCCGGAUUUUACCCUCUUGCAAAGAUGUCUUCUAGUUGCCAGACUGUACGGGGAUGAAUCUGAGCUGCAUUUCUGGACUAUUGCUGCCCACUAUUUGCACACCUUAUCCCAGGAAAAGCCAGCAAAACCAGCAGGCACAACUGUCCUUCCAGAACAGUUGGUUAAUCCCUUGGAUAUAUGCUAUGACAUACUGUGUGAAAAUUCUUUCUUCCAGAAAUUCCAACUUGAAAGGGUAAAUCUCCAGGAGGUGAAGAGAUCAACGUAUGAUCACACCAGGAAAUGUGCUGAUCAGCUUCUUCUCUUGGGCCAGACUGACAGAGCAGUACAACUGUUGUUAGAAACAAGUUCAGACAAUGCCCAUUAUUACUGUGAUUCACUCAAAGCUUGUUUGGUCACAACUGUCACCUCCUCAGGUCCAUCUCAAAGUACCAUUAAAUUGGUAGCAACCAACAUGAUAGCCAAUGGAAAACUGGCAGAGGGCGUGCAGUUGCUGUGUCUGAUCGAUAAGGCUGCCGAUGCCUGUCGCUACUUACAAACUUACGGCGAGUGGAAUCGUGCAGCGUGGCUUGCAAAGGUCCGUUUGAACUCUGAGGAGUGUGCGGAUGUGUUAAAGCGCUGGGUGGAUCAUCUUUGCUCUCCACAAGUCAACCUGAAGUCCAAAGCCAUUCUUGUCCUCCUGUCACUUGGAUGCUUUACAAAAGUUGCAGAGAUGUUGCACAGCAUGAGGUACUUUGAUAGAGCAGCUUUAUUUGUUGAAGCUUGUCUGAAGUACGGUGCAUUUGAAGUGAAUGAUGAUACGAAUAUCCUUUUCCUGAAGUCCUGGUUUUGCAUCUGUGUACUCAUGUACAGUUAAAUGAACUAGUCUGUACAGGAACAGGAGUUCCUAUUUUUAUUUUCCAGGUUGUGUAGUUUGAAGGAACUGAAGCAAGUGGAAAGGAGUCAUUGGCAUAAAUCCAUAAUGUUGGCUCCUCCUGAUGCUCUGUGAGGCCAGUGGAACUGGAAAACAAACUAAAAGUGACAAAAAUAAGUAUGGGAGAAAAAAGAAAGAUGAUAAGAUGGUCUUUACAAAACUUAGAAAUUAUUACUGUAAACUAAUGAAAUCAGUGGCUCGGUUAUUUUUUAAACACUGUCUCAGGAAAAAAAUCCUGUGCACUGACCCCCUCUCUAUGCUGACAUACUCUCAGUGAUUGAAGUCCUUUGUAAAGGAGUCAGUUCUGAGACAGUGAAAACAAAGAAAGUUAAAGGUCAAGAUCAGAUGAGCUGAAAAGGUAGUAGGUAUUUUAAAAGGUGUCUAAAGUAUUGCUCGCUGCAGUCUGCAACAGUUGUUCUAAUGUUUGUAUUUAAAUAUAUGCAAGAAAUAAUAAUAUGUAAAUAGUUCCUGAUGGUGCUUUGUAGAGUCAUCACUGAUACCAGCUUUUAAACAGAAAAAACUUACUAGUAAGUCAUGUAGGUAACUCCAGAUCUAACUACUGAACAAAUCUUGUAGUAUGACCUCACAGUUUCUUGAUUUCUUUUCUAAGUUGUGACAUGGUAUGAUGGGAGGUACUUAUGCCUGUCUGAAGUGUAUCUGGUGUGGUUUAUAGCUAGUUUAGUUUAUAGCUCCUGGCUCAAACCAGGACAAUAGCACUCUGCAUAUUGCCUGACAAAUGCUUGUAUGAAUUCAAUAGUAGAAUUUAAAGCAUCUUUUUUGUCUUUAUUUGUGCUGAAAAAUAUUGUAUUAGCACUUUUGGCAGGAAUGCUUCGUAUUUUCUGCUUGGGAGAGCUAAAAAGUGAAGAGAAAGGAAAGAUUCCAAGUUUUCUCAUUUUGCUAUUUAUUUGUAUUUUCCUUAAUGUAUCAUUUACAUAAAUUGAUCCAUGCUGUAUAUGCAGAUUAUGCCAGAAGCUUGAAGGUCCUGGGCUUUAAACAGGGAGCUAUUCUGUUUGCCACAAAAGCAGGAGAAGCUGGUACAGAGUUACUGAUGGAGCUCAAACAGCCUAAAGAGCAAGUGACCCAAGAGUAAGGACUUGGUGAGAAGAUUUGGUUUGUCUGUCAGACUGAGAUUCCACUGGGUGAAAAGAAUCCUUGCUCUUGAAUCCCUGUAAUCACUGGUAUGUGUGAUUUGAGAAAAUACUGUUAAAUGUGUGUGGAGGCAAGACUAAGAACUGGUUUAUUUUUAUGUUAAAAUUGUCUUCAUCUUCAUAAGAAUGUUUCCAGCUUCUUUCAACUGUAGCAGAAGUCAAAUUAAAAGAUGUGCUGAAGGAGUUCUGUACCUGUGUAAAAGUCUACUCCAUUUAUUUCCAAAAAUCAAAUCUUUAUAGUUCCUGGCUACGGUUGUAUUUAUAUGUAUAAACGAUUCAAUCUGUACUAUAAAAAUAUAAAUAUAUUUAAAGAAUAAAUAUAGAUCACAAAACAGUUCUUUUCUGGAACAUUUUGUUUUCUCAAUCCAGUUUUUCUGUUUGAAGUGACUGUUAUUUUAAAUCAAUUCACUGUAUUGUCAUUUUCAUAACUGUCUGGGAUGGAAGUUUUAACAGAGAUACUUACAAGAGCCUUCUAACAUUCCAAGAAAUAUAUGGAAUGUCCUUUUUUUCAAUUAAGGUAUAGUAAUGUUCCUUGUUAAGUGUGCACUCUUUGCAAACCUAAGGGACUAAAUUCUGCCUUUUGUUGAUUGGUUCAUGGGAUCAAAGGUUGGGAGAAGAUCCUACCUCAAAAGCAGCAAGGUAGGCUCCUGCAGAGUGUUCAGGGAACUGCUAAUUCCGUCUCCAAAGUUACUGUUUGCUUUGCUAAUGGAUGUGUGAUUAACAAUAGGUAGAAAAUAUAUUGUGCAAAGCCAGAAUGUUGGCUUUUUAUUAGAUACUUUUUGUGCUAACACAUCUUAUGGUCCAGAUACUUCAGGAUGCCACCAGUAACAUCUUUUCUCCUUUUCGUGCCAGUAUUUCAGUAUUUAAGAGCUUGUUUUCACUCUUGUUUCUUAUGUCAGACAUAUCUUUUCUAUUUAUUGAUGUGUUGAUUGAUAGAGAAAUUUUACAGCUCAGGAGUAGAUGCUGAUGUUAAAUUGCCCUUGCAAACUGAAGAAUGUGGCAUGUGACAAUGAGGCUUGGCUAAAAAAGAAGAAAAUAAUUUUUACUGAGUUGUUGGAGCUUCUGAAGUUCAGUGUUCAGUAGUGAAAAUAAUCAUAUCAUGUAAAACGUCCCUCAUUUAAUGGCUUGUCUACUUCAGGUAAUGGUGCAUUGGAUUCUCUUUAUGUUUGGGCAUUUGCAGGUACAUAAUUUACACUCCUUAGUUAGAGGAGCACCAGCUUUAGGAUCUCUCUUCAGCUCCCUGAAUGUUUUAAUUCAAACCUAAAAUAGCAUUUCUGAUAAAAUUGGAAAGGUUGGGCUUUUCAAUAAUGAUUUUUUAAAUACAAAUUGAAAGAGUGAAUUUUGUUGCUCUAAAUAGGAAGGUAAAUGCUUUAACUGCAGUGAUCUUUCUUCUUGCCACAUCUUGCAAGCACUGUAAAAGACUUUCUGUUCAAUAUCUUACAAAUAACCCUUAUAUAGUUACUUUAGUAUGGGAAAAUAAGUAUACAGUGAAAUUUGCCUUAACCUUUAGCUGGUCAGCAACAGAGCUGAGCAAAAUUUAACUGUUGUUAAUGGUGGGCUAAGUUCUGGCUCACAAUGACUGCUACAACACUCUUCAAUUCCUGCUCUUGAUGUUGGUAGCAGAGUUAAUAUAAGCACACACAAACUUGUUCUUUCACACAUCAUGUAGAAUUGUUUGUCAGUGGGUCUCUGGAAAAAAAAAAAAUCUGCUUUAAUAUACACUUGGAUUUAUAAAUCUAAUGUUUUUAAAAGACACAUUGCAAAGGCCUUUUAAUACUGAAUGUUUAUAUAUGCUUUCAAGUGUGAAGGUUGCAGCAUACUGUGUGGCAUUCCCUGUUGAAACCUUUAUGACUGAAGUGAGAGUGUAAAACUGGUUGAAAAGUUUAUUUAGAUAAUAAUGCGUUCACACUACAACAAUAAAACCAAACUUUUAAAAGUC
Messenger RNA from Apus apus (common swift), 7000 nucleotides. It is a transcript of the gene WDR11, whose product is annotated as WD repeat domain 11. Gene Ontology annotation, molecular function: protein binding. Gene Ontology annotation, cellular component: cytoplasm. The transcript has 28 exons. The coding region runs from base 290 to 3856 and encodes 1188 amino acids. Lineage: Eukaryota; Metazoa; Chordata; Aves; Apodiformes; Apodidae. The record is from RefSeq and is a predicted model, not a curated record.